ACGGUUCUCGAGAAGGCGUGGCAACCCCUUUUCCAGUCAGGCCAGCCUACUGCAAGACUCAGCCAAUUUCUCCGAGGACUUGCCCUCCACAUCAUCGACGAUUAUGAACCGAAACGCAGUUUAGUCAUCCCACCAGCCAAGAUGCUUCAGUUUUUCGACGAUGUCAAACUUUCUACUGAAAUUUACCCAUGGCGUGAUGUCUUUGGCGGCCGCAUUAUGUGCGAGUCCAUAUCCAAGAUUUAUCGCGACCUGCGAUGCCAACAUCAUUUUGUCCAACUUGGCAAUCAUUCAGUUCCGGACAUCCCUGCUCUGACUCCGGAUGGAUUUGAUCGAUUCAUGACCACUCUCAUUCAAGCUCAUCCCGCUUUGGAGUAUGAGCGACUCGCGAAGGCUGUCUUGGACAUGCCCAUCAGUAACGCCGACAAUCCAAAGGAGCGUUUCCCCAAGGAGUUGAGUCAGAGGCUAUUCCCAACUUCCGACGACAUCACCCAACAGCAAAGAUUACACGCUGCUAUCUCGGCUGACCGAAAUAUUCAAUUACGUUCAAGCAAUCCCAUGCCCCCUCCACCCCCACCUUCAUCGGCACAGCCUCAAUCUCAGUCUCAACCAGGAUCGACCUCGCACCCAACUUCGGCCACAUAUGCUGAGAGAGAGCGUGCUCCCUACUCUGGUUACGCAUCCGCAAUAGAUGAGGAUGAUCUACGUACCACUCCGGCUCCAAUCGAGCGUCAGCGUCAGCCUUAUACAGCCAAGGAAGGCUCUGGAAAAAUCCAUGAAGAGGAUCGCUGGAGCACUGAUCGCUCAGACCAUGCAACCCGCACUACGCGUGCCAACUCUGCUGCACCUCAGCCGCAGUUCAGUCAGAGCAGACCUACAGACAUACCCAGCACUAGCCAGAGACAUCAUCGUCUUUCUGCCAGUGGGCAGCGACCCAAUCUGGGCACUCCUCCCAAUCUUGGUUACCCACCCAAUCCGUACACCAGGUCAGAAGGCACAAACGUGGGCGAGAUCCCAUCGACCCACUACAGUUCAAACUUGCACUCCGAUGAUCGCAGUAGAUAUCCGAGACGAGAAGAUGAGUCCAGGGAUGCGAGAGAUACCAAAAGAGCCUCAUGGUAUCCCUCUCGUGGCUACGAUUAUGACAGCGCACCUUACGACGACAAGCGGAGAACAAACGGU
Aureobasidium pullulans EXF-150 is the source of this 1179-nucleotide messenger RNA. RefSeq lists its product as uncharacterized. The transcript has a single exon. Lineage: Eukaryota; Fungi; Ascomycota; Dothideomycetes; Dothideales; Saccotheciaceae. The record is from RefSeq and is a predicted model, not a curated record. The annotation marks the transcript as partial.